AUGUCCCACGGCAGUCUCCCGCCACUGGCCCGUGCGGUGCUGGGUGUGUCGCCGCCCUCGUCUGACCUCAAGUAUCACCUUCCCCUGAGGCUCCUGCCUGUGUUCGGCAAGACGGACUCCCUGCUGGUGCCUGGUUACACGCUCACCCUGCCCCUGAAGAGGAGACACAGUUCCUGCGGCGUCUGCAGACUCAAGUUCAACUCUGAGAUGCAGGCCUCGUCCCAUUACAGCGGCACCAAGCACGCCAAGAGGCUGAAGGCUCUGGACUCCAUGGACACCAAGAAGACCUGGACCCCUGAACCGCUCAUCAAAAAAAAAAAACACCCCCCAGACACAGAGCCCUGCAGCUCAGAACUGCUAGAUUGGGCUGCUACCCCUUCCACCCGGGAGGAGGUGGAUUCUCUGGGUAGCACCGGCGUGGCCACCCUGAAGGGGGAGGGGCCUGACCCCUCCACCACCUUCCCUUGCCCAUCGGGGCCACCAGCACCACUCGGAGAUGGAAAAGGCCAGACGGCGGUGGGGGAGGUGGGGAUGGAGAUUGUGGAGGAGAUGAUGGCAGCGGGGGAGGAGACAGAGAGUGAGGAUGACAAAGCCAUUCGUCUGCUCUAUUGCUCCCUCUGCAAGGUGGCCGUAAACUCCGCCUCCCAGCUCCAGGCCCAUAACAGCGGUACUAAACACAGCACCAUGCUGGAGGCAAGGCGAGGGGGCGGAGCCAUCAAGUCAUUCCCCAGAUCAGGGGUCAAGGCCAAGUAUGCGGCUGCUGCGACUGCUGCAGGCCCCACUGUGGCAGCCUUGGAUGCAUCCACGGGACUGCAGAACAUGACGUUCCAUUGCCAGAUCUGCGACGUGCACGUCAACUCCGAGACGCAGCUCAAACAGCACAUCAGCAGCAGGAGACACAAAGACCGGGCAGCAGGCAAGCCGGCCAAGCCCAAGUUCAGCCCUUACCCCCCUACCCCACGAGAGCACGGACUCCAGGCUGUCUGUCUUGCACUGCGGAAGGAGCCCGACCUGGCCAAACCCCUGACCAGCUCCACCUGUCUCCUCCACCGACACCUUAGCGCUGCUUCAGUGGCAGCCAUGGUCCCCUUUCACCUCAGGCCCGUGUUCACCUCCAGCCCCGCCCUCUUUAAGAACCAGCAGCUCCAACAGGCUCUGCUGCAUCCGGCGGUCACGCCCAUCUGCUCCUCCACACACACGCCGCUUUUGUUCUCGCCCUUCUGA
Gadus chalcogrammus (walleye pollock) is the source of this 1224-nucleotide messenger RNA. Its product is annotated as zinc finger protein 385D-like. The transcript has 7 exons. Gene Ontology annotation, molecular function: nucleic acid binding; zinc ion binding. The record is from RefSeq and is a predicted model, not a curated record. NCBI's taxonomy places the organism in Eukaryota, Metazoa, Chordata, Actinopteri, Gadiformes, Gadidae. The coding region runs from base 1 to 1224 and encodes 407 amino acids. Gene Ontology annotation, cellular component: nucleus.